UAUUUCUUUAAAUUGUUUAUUUACUUUUGCAAAAUAAUUGGUGCCUUUCAUAUAGUUAGAUAUUAUUCACGUGUACAUUAGUUAUGUAGUAAAGUUUAUUUCUUUAAAGUAAAUAAAAACACUUAUAAAUCAAACAACAUGAUGUGAUAAUUUGUUUUACUAAUGUCAAGUGUUAGAAAGUUAUAUUUUUGGCACACUUUUUUAGUAUCUAUAUCCAAGUAAUAAGUGCAGAUACUUAAUCGUCUUCAAAAGAGUGGCAACAUGCUUUCAGUUAUACCUGCUAAUUUUGUUAAUCAAACAGCUCGUUCAAGUAAUGAGCGUGAAAGAAAUGUAAUUGCUGCCAUAUUUAGUGCCAUGUUGAUUUUAUUGCUAAUUAUGGCAUUGUCUCUUCCAAAUUGGUAUUAUCUGAAAGGCGGAGGCUGUAGACAUCAAGUGCUUGGUGCUGAACAAUUUUUGUAUGUGAAUCCUGGUGAUUCGGGCAUUAUUUCCUUAAAUUCUGGAAAUAUAUCUCAUGCUUCUCUGGCAUAUUAUGGAUUAAAUGAUGACAUGAAGAAUUGUCUUACUCCUACCAUCGUGACUGUACAGAGAGUUAAUAUUGGCUUAUGUUUCCUAACAAUAUUCUUCAGUUUUUGCCAGUUUUAUUUUGACAUUACAGGUGUUAAAAAUCAUGUUAUACACUGUACCAGAAGAUGUGCUAUUGGCAGUAUUUUUUCUGUAAUUUCAAUUGUGACAAUCAUUGGUCUUUGCUACUAUGUGUCAGAUCUAAUGGAGCAACAACAAGAACUUACAAAAUUAUACCCAACCACCAGAGUAGAAAUUACUUUUGGUGUUAGUUACUAUUUGGUAGCUACUGCUGGAAUAAUAGCUGUCUUAGCUACUGCUGCAAAUCUUUUUAGAUGUGAUCAUCUUACUAGAAGUAAUGAUGUUUCUAUGCUAUUAGACGAUCAUCAGGAAGAAACAUUUUCCAUUGGUUUGCCACAUUCACAAUCAUGGUCUCAUAUUCAUGAGCAAAAUGCUGCAUAUUUGAACAAUCUACCUCCACCUCCUCCAUAUACACCCUAAUCAAAGUAGUGCUAAUGAAAUAAGUAGCACAAGCAUUUAAAAUGUGAUACCUGCCUUAUUUUGUUACAAGGAAAGCAUUUCUGUGUUAAAUGCUGUGAGCGUCGAGAAGCAGAGCUUUACUACCCUUUUUUUCCAAAUGGUAGAAUCCAAAGAUUUAACAUUUGCUUUAGCUUUUGCACUAGUUUAUGCAACAUGCUGUUUAUUUUAUUCUCAUAACAAGUUUAAAGAGAGAAUGGUUGUUGAUCUUGUGUUAAGGAUCUAAAAAGAUUUUUAUUAUGUGCCUAUAUAAUACUGAUGGCUGUCAGUGGAUUUAUAUUUUUAUUAAUUGUAAACUAGAAGAAAGUAUUUGGACAAAUCAUUGUAUAUAAAUGAUAGAAUUUCUCUCUGUCGCACUCUCUCUCUCUCUCUCUUUUUUCUUUCUUUUUGCUAUAAAAUUUAUACCAAGAAAUGUACAAUUAGAAGUGUUAAGCAUAUUAAUACCUUUGUUUUCUAAAAGAUAAUAUUCAUUGACGAUAAUGAGUGAUGGACAUUAUUUAUGAUGUAACAAUUUUUUUUAAUCGGUGUCAGUAACUAAAAAAUUUAACUAUUUUAACUUUAAAUUAAUAUAAAGUUAAAAUCUUAUACUCCUUUGCUUUCAACAGAAAAUUUUAGUUUAUGUUUAACAAUUUUAAAAAAAAAUUUAAUAUUUGUUUUGGUGUUACGUACUGUGUCAGUUUUUAUAUUUAUUUUUCUAACAAAAAGAAAACUUGUUUGACUUUCAAUUUCAAAAUUUUUGUUCCACUUGCGUCAAAUAUCAAUUCUUACAUUUCUAAAUGUAAUGUUUUGAGCAUUAACACCGUUUUCAGCUAUUAAUUAUAGCUAUUCAGUAUUCUAAUUAUUCUUUAAAUAAGUGCAUAAAUUUUACUGAAGAAAUUGGUAUCAUUGAGUUUUGACUUAUAUUUAAUUUUCUUCAUUUUUUAAAAAUGACCUACAUUGUAAAUAGAAAAAAAAUUAUAUAAUUUUGGUUUAAAUUUAAUUAUAAUUUGUGUUUUUAAAAUUAAUUUUGUAACUAAUAAUGGAAUAAAAAAUACUUUUCUCGUGUUUUAGAUUUUGAAUAAAAUCAAAAGAUUUAAUUUUUAAGUAUUGAUUUCUUUUAAAUAUAAAGUUGCAUUAGUUUUGUUAAUGUUAUGUAAAGUUCAUUAAUACUUUUCUGUUAUUUUUUAAUCCUUGUUUAAGCAUCAUUUGGUAUGAAAUUUUAUUUCUGAUAAGUAUUCUCUUUUUAUAUAGUUUUUACUCACUCUGUUGGAUGCAUUAAAUCAGGAGUCUUCCACCUGAUGGGCACAUUAAUACUUUCAGGUAAACGUGCAGGCGAACAGUUAAUUUAAUCCAGCAGGCAAACAAUUCAUUUAAAUAUUCAGGCAAUCGGUUCAUUUUUGCGUAAAUUUAUGAUUAGUGUCGUCUUAGUCUUACAUUAUAGACUGAAAUCAAUUCAAAAUAUAAUAAAUAUAUUUUAUCCAUUUUCAUUACUGUCUGAGACUGAAUAAAAUAAUAAUUCAACUGAUACAAUACUAAAUAAAAUAGACAAAGUAAUUCAUUAGCAAAGAAGGAAAUUAGCUCAUUUUUGUGUCAAAUUAUGUUGGUGUUAUGUUAAUUCAAAUUAUCUUAUAUUAUCUAUUUUCCUCUCUGUUUGCAACAAACUUAAUAUAUUAUAUAUAGGAAAAGAAGCUCAUUAGCAAGAGAGGAAAAGGUUAAUUUUAGCAUUAAAUUGUGAUUUUUGCGAGUAGGAAUUCUGCUAAAGAUUGAAUUUAUUAAGUAUAACAACUGCUUAUCUUCUAAAGUCUUAGUAUUUUCUGUUGUUUUUAACUGGGUGAAAUAACUCAGGGAGCCACAUCUUAAAGAUCCCUGCAUUAAAAGGAUGAUGCACCUACUCUGGCAUAUAGUAUCUGUAAGAUAUGCGUUGUUUUUCAGUACAUUAGUCCAACAUAAUGCAAGAAUAAUUUUAAAAAUUAAAGCUACAUUAAGUUAAAAUAGUAUAUUGUUUUUACGUUACCUUAAAAGCAUUUUCACAAAAUUUUGUAUUUAUGGUAUACUGCUGGCUGGUUGAAUGAAAAAUGAAUUGCUGUCUUUAAUUCUAAAAUUUAACAAUUUCUUAACUUUUUGGUAAACUUUGGCAAUCUUUAAUUCUGAUUUAACCGCAGAUUUCUCUUUUAUUGGAAUUUAAAUAUUAUUUAUUUUUUAAUAUUUUCUAACACAACUCACUACUCUAUACCUAGCUUCUACCAUACUUUUUUUUAUUGAACUUAAUACUUUAAAGAUAUAACAAUAACUACAUAUCAAACAAAAGUUUUUUGGUUUAUUUUAUCUGUGAUGCGUUAUAUUCAAUGUUAUAAUGCUUUAUCAUUUCUUAAUUCUGUAUUCCCAAUAAACUACUAGAGUAAAAAUAGUUAGCAUUUUCAAAUACUUGUACAUUUAGUAUUAAAAGUUAAAUAAUGUGUUAGAAAUUCUGAGAGUUACACUGUUUUUUAUUUUCAUUUUUUAUAGUGUUAUGAAAUGUUUUGAGACUAAAUUAAACACACUCUUUUUUUAAUUUUUUUAACAUACUUAAGUAUAUGUUUUAAAUGUCUUUUUAAAAGUUAGUAAAAAGUAUUUAAAAUAAGUUGCUAGUGAAAGUGAAAGUUUUUAGCGAAAAAAAAUUAUACUGGUUUUUAUUUAGUUUCUUAAGAUAUAUCCUUUUUAUAUAUUAUGAAAAAGUUGUAGUCUUUGUUUUUCUCGACAAUUAUUUUUCAGCAUAAAUUAGAUUUAAAACUUUCUGUAAUAAUUACAAAGUAUAUGAUAUAGUUUAUGACAGUUAUCUUUUUAUUUAAUGUGCUUAAAUUUAUGUAUUUAAUGUUUUCUUAUUGCAUUUAAAGUAUACUAUUAGUGAAUUUAUAGUAUGAAGAUAAGAGGAAAGUAUCUUUAUUUAAUGCAAUUUCUUAAAAUGUAAAUAUUUUUGAUGUUUUCAAGAUGUACUAUUCUAUAUUUUUCUAACAAUUGGCCAAUAUGAAUUAUAUUUAAAUUUAACGCUCUUUUAUUAAUUCUUUUGUACAUUUUGUUAUUCACUUCUAUAAUUGUUUAAAAAUGACUAUAAGUAUAAAAUUUUAAAUAGAUUUUCUUUAUCUCAUCUCUUUUAAAUUUUAUCUAGUCUGAAAUUUAAUGUAUUGUUUCACUUAUCUGCUGCCUUAAAAAUCAAAACUACUUAUACUAAAAAUAUAUGAUAAGCAUUUAAUAUUGUUAAGUAAUGAUCUAUGUAUGUUGGAAUUACAUGAUAAUGUAAUAAAAGAAAUUGUUUUAUA
Parasteatoda tepidariorum (common house spider) is the source of this 4373-nucleotide messenger RNA. Its product is annotated as transmembrane protein 127. Gene Ontology annotation, biological process: negative regulation of TOR signaling; negative regulation of cell population proliferation. Lineage: Eukaryota; Metazoa; Arthropoda; Arachnida; Araneae; Theridiidae. The record is from RefSeq and is a predicted model, not a curated record. Gene Ontology annotation, cellular component: membrane.